This is a messenger RNA of Laccaria bicolor S238N-H82, 873 nucleotides long. RefSeq lists its product as uncharacterized. NCBI's taxonomy places the organism in Eukaryota, Fungi, Basidiomycota, Agaricomycetes, Agaricales, Hydnangiaceae. The transcript has 5 exons. Gene Ontology annotation, biological process: cell surface receptor signaling pathway. The coding region runs from base 1 to 873 and encodes 290 amino acids. The record is from RefSeq and is a predicted model, not a curated record.
AUGGGACGAGCAGCGGAUUCAUCGUCGGCUCCGAAAAGAAGGAAGGUCAAAAACAUUGUUGAAAAUUCGUUAGAAAUAUCCAACAUUGUUUUGACCACCUUGAACAAUGCGGCAAGCAUGGCACCCGUACCAUACCUUCAGCAAGCAGCGGGGCUGGCCUUAGGGAUUUUAAACAUCGUCCAGGGGGCAAAAGACAACAGGGACGCCUUCCACAAACUGGCUGCGGAUACUUGCGAGCUGGUGUACGUGGUGUUGUGCAUGUAUGAGGAAGCUACCAAGAAGGGAGAUGAUCGUGGCCCGUCGAGGAAGCUCGUAGACGACCUUCAGGGCCUUCUCGGUACAAUAUCGUCCAUUGAGCGUUUUUUGCGCAAAGAGGUCUCUAGGGGAGCAUUAUUUCGGCUGGUCAGGAGUAAGGCCGAUCUAGGAAAGAUUCAAGAGUAUCGGGAUACGCUGCGGCGAUCUCUGGAUCUGUUUGGGCUUCAGUCUAACGUCGCCAUCCGGGAGGCUACCUCUCAGCUUAUUAACCAGCACGAAAAGAUACUGCUGGAGCUUCAGCGCGACAGAGAGAAGAAGAAUUCCGAAGCGGCAGGCGUUUCCGUCCCUGCUCCCGCCGCGGUCGACCAAGAGAAUGUACCAGUCGCUCCAGCGGCACCCAUUCCGCCCAUCCGGAAAGACGAAUCGCCAAAGCCUUCCGUGACUGUGACCCACAUCGGAGGGGAUAAAGUCGAUUCCCACUCCCUCAGUAACGUCACUAACACGAACUCUGGAAAUGUAACAAUCACAACGACUACGGAUUCCAAUAACGACAAUUCCUACCGGCAAUAUGGAGGGAGGCCUGGGCGUGGACCUGUUCGAAGAGGCCCCAGAAAGUAA